Messenger RNA from Fulvia fulva, 1095 nucleotides. Its product is annotated as Sterol-4-alpha-carboxylate 3-dehydrogenase, decarboxylating. Gene Ontology annotation, molecular function: 3-beta-hydroxy-Delta5-steroid dehydrogenase (NAD+) activity. NCBI's taxonomy places the organism in Eukaryota, Fungi, Ascomycota, Dothideomycetes, Mycosphaerellales, Mycosphaerellaceae. Gene Ontology annotation, biological process: steroid biosynthetic process. The record is from RefSeq and is a predicted model, not a curated record. The transcript has 2 exons. Bases 1 to 1095 code for a protein of 364 amino acids.
AUGGCUCUCGAAGACGCGAAGGACAUCUUGGUGACAGGUGGAUCCGGCUACCUGGGACGAGGCAUCGUGAGAGCACUACUGGACCGCUACCCGGCCUGGAACAUCACCAUCUUGGAUCUGCAGCCGCCGGAUGAAGAUGUACAGAACCGCAUCGCUGCCUUCGUUCAGGCGGAUAUCACGUCUGAAGACAGCGUGAAGAAGGCUUUCGCAAACCUGCAUCCGGAGCUGGUGGUCCAUACAGCCGGCAUUGUACCUGCUCGGACCCAACGAUACAGCACGAACAGCAGGCAAUGGGAGAAGGUCAAAGCUAUCAACUAUGAUGGUACGCGCCACGUCGUCGAUGCAAUGCUUGCUGGUGAUUGUCGCAAGCUCGUCUUCACCAGCAGCUGUACAGUCGUGGUUGAUGACCUGAAACACGACUACUACCACAUGGACGAGACGACACCUCUAGGUCUGGCACAUCUACACUAUGGCAAAUCGAAAGGGCUGGCCGAACAGUACGUCCUUUCAUCUCAGCAUCAAGAGAAAGGCUUAACAGCCUGUGCCUUGCGUCCAUGCACCAUCAUCGGACCAGGCGACAGGGCAGUUGUCAGCAUCUUCUACGACUGCAUCGCAAAAAGAGAGACAUACUUCAUCGUGGGUGACGGCGACAACAUCUACGACUUCAUGUACAUCGACAACGCUGUAGAUGCGCACAUUCUCGCCAUCGAGAACCUCCUCACUACACAGACAGCGGCAGGAGAGGCCAUGUUCAUCUCGAACCAGGAGCCGAUCUACUUCUGGGACUUCUUGGCUUUUGUGUGGGCGCAAUUCGGACAUGUGCCUGCUUUUCGUAUUUACAUACCGAUGCAGAUCGCUUGGUUCUUGGGCUUGAUUCUGGAGAUGAUCACCUUUUUGACUGGCACGGCAAGUACCCUUGAUACCGGUAGUGUUGCCGAUGGUGUUCGGACUCAGUACUCGAACAAUGAGAAGGCGCAACGCAUACUAGGCUACUAUCCGAAGGUGGGCAUAUCGGAGGGUGUCAGGAGGGCUUGUGAGGAAUACAAGGUGUAUUUAACCUCUGAAGCCUCGAAGCGACAGUCUGAGAAGAUUUGA